UUUGUUUAUUUUACUACCGAAAAUGUUUAAAAAUGGCCUUGCCCGAAAAUAUCUUGAUUUUUAUCAAAGCCGCGAAAUCACAGAGUCAUGAACUAAUAAAAAGUUCCAGCUUAUUUGUAAAAUGUCUCUGGAUUUUUAUGAUAAUUGGUUACCUCUUAUCAUACAGUCAUUUUUUAUAUCACAACACUGUCAUUUCAGCUGCAGAAAUUUUUCCACCUAAUUUUAAAAUCUGGACUCUGUUCACGCAUGCCUUUGUUGAAAUUCACUUUUGGACAUUACUAUGCAAUUUAGUAGUUGCCUUUUUGUACGGACAGCUGUUGGAACCACUGUGGGGUGGCCUAGAAAUGUACAAAUUUAUUUUAAUCAACACUUUUGCUCCGGCCAUAUUUGCGGUGUUUGUGUUCACCGUGCGGUCACUAACCAGGCAAGAAGCAGAAUAUCUUUUUGAAUAUCACAUCUAUGGUUUCUCAGGUAGUGUUGCUGGGUUCUGUGUUGCUGUCAAGCAAGUUAUGCCGGAGCCAGUUCUUUUUACAUUCCCAAAUUGUAAAUUCCAGAAUCGACACAUUCCAUUAGUGCUAUUGUUUUUAGUAUAUUUGGCUUCCGUAAUCGGGAUAGUAGAACUUACUUACCCCGUCUUGUUUACAUUUGGUCUUCUUAACAGUUGGGUCUACCUAAGGUUUUACCAGAAACAUGGAAAUGGCUAUCAGGGGGAUAGUGCUGAGAAGUUCUCAUUAGCAAGUUUCUUCCCAGUCCUUCUUCAGCCAGUAUUAAAAGUGCCUAGCAAUGCCAUCUUCAGCUUCUUGGUUACUCUCAAGCUAUGCAAAAAAAACCCAUCAUCGACUUCUAUUUUUACAUCAGCACCAUCUUCGCCAACUUCACCGCACGUUUUGGUCACAGGGUCCAAUACCAAUACGGUUGUCCUUAAUUUGCCCGGUACCGAACCUAAUGAUGCAUUCAGACAGAAACAGAUGGCUCUAAAGGCAUUAAAUAGCAGGCUAGUUAGGUCAGAUGUUAUGAAUAUGCAUGGUGCAGUUGACUCACACUCACAGCAGAGUUUCUCACAACAACAACAACAACAACAGCAGCAACAAGAGGAAGAACUGCCUAGAUCAAGAUCAUUUGACCACCUUAUUAAAUUCAGUGAUGGGACGGAAUUUGUUUCAAAAUCUGUAAAGUGAUUGAUUGAUUGAUUGUGUGUGUGUGUGUGUGUGUGUGUGUGUGUAUGUGUGCGUGUGUGUGUGUGUGUGUGUAUGUGGACAGAUUUCAUUCAUAGUUCUUUAGCAUUGUAACAUUUUCAAAUCAGUUAACCGCCAUGAUAUUUGAAACUUAAUUAUAAUAUAACAACAGCAAUAAUAGUAGUAGUAGUCAUAAGAAACAAUAACAACAACAACAACAACAAUAAUAAUAAUAACAGACGAUAUUAAUAAUAUUAAUAAUAAUAAUCUUUUCGUAUGUUAUUUUUCUUUAUUUUUUUUUCAAACAACAGUGCCUUGUUUAGGCUGAGUAUAUAUUAUUAUAAUUUGUUGAUUAAGAAUUAAUAGGUAAAUGAAAUCAAAUUGCUUCUUUUAUUAUUAAUUAAAUAAUAUAAUUUAAUGUUGUUAUUAUUUUAGUUGUAGAUCUUUCUUUUUAUUUUAUUUAAUUCCAAAAGAAAAUAAAACUUGGAAAAUUC
Helobdella robusta is the source of this 1669-nucleotide messenger RNA. RefSeq lists its product as hypothetical. The record is from RefSeq and is a predicted model, not a curated record. Gene Ontology annotation, cellular component: membrane; Golgi apparatus. The transcript is spliced from 6 exons. Gene Ontology annotation, biological process: retrograde vesicle-mediated transport, Golgi to endoplasmic reticulum. Lineage: Eukaryota; Metazoa; Annelida; Clitellata; Rhynchobdellida; Glossiphoniidae. The coding region runs from base 33 to 1178 and encodes 381 amino acids.